Messenger RNA from Phyllotreta striolata, 266 nucleotides. The record is from the annotation of a GenBank genome assembly. Lineage: Eukaryota; Metazoa; Arthropoda; Insecta; Coleoptera; Chrysomelidae.
AUGGGCUGCUUUUCAUUGGAACUUUGGGACACCCUGUAUAAUAUAUAUACCGCUUAUAUAACGCAUCCGCGGCACGCUCGAUUUAUCGUCAUUAUUAUAUGUUUACAAUAUCGCUUUGUCGUUUUUCUUGAGCGCGUGCCGCUUUUCCGAACAAUAAGCGAAUAACCAUGGAGUUUCAAUUGGGUUUCGUCAUCACAUCGAGGACACACUGAAAAAUUUUGCACUUACCCGUUAUAUUUUCCAAUUUGAAUCGGCACGAAUGGUAA